Paramuricea clavata is the source of this 3584-nucleotide messenger RNA. The record is from the annotation of a GenBank genome assembly. NCBI's taxonomy places the organism in Eukaryota, Metazoa, Cnidaria, Anthozoa, Malacalcyonacea, Plexauridae.
AUGGAUAUGGAUAAUCGCAUUCGACAAAUCGCUCUAGAUUUACAAGAAGAAAGUUUGUUAGCGAAACUAAGUGCAGGUGAUAUGGUUGCACUGGAAGCCAAAUACCAUAAAUCAUGUUUAACAUCAAUUUGUAAUCGUGCGCGGUCACGCAGAUCACACGAAUUAAGGGCGAACGAAAAAGAUUCCAAUGUCGUACAUGGAAUAGUCUUGGCAGAACUGGUUUCAUACAUAGAAGAUACUCGAGAAGAAACCAAUUCUUUGUCAGUUUUCAAACUGAGCGAUUUGUCAAAAAUGUAUGCAUCGCGUUUAGAACAAUUGGGAAUUGAAUCAACCAGCGAAAUACACUCGACAAGAUUGAAGAACAGAAUUAUUGCCAGAAUUCCAAGUAUACACGCUUAUCAAGAAUGGCGUGAGAUUCUUCUCGCCUUCGAUUCCGACAUAGGCACAGCACUUAAAAGAUCACAACGUGACGAUAGCGACGAUAAAGCAUCUUGUCUUGCAAAAGCAGCUAACAUAGUUAGGAAAGAUAUGUUGGAAAAGAAGACGUCAUUUACUGGGACAUUCGAGAAGAACUACCAGAAUGACUCCAUUCCCCAAUGUCUUUACUCGCUGGUAAAUAUGAUUUUGCAUGGACCAAAUAUCCGCAAGCAAGCUGAAAACAAAUCAACCCAGGCUACACUUACUGUUUCUCAGCUACUCCAAUUUAACAGUUAUUUUUCAAAUCGAAGUGGAUGUUCCCAUCAUGAUCAUCACAAUAGAUGUCGUGAAACACCUCUUCCUAUCUACCUGGGACUUUCUAUUCACGCCCGGACACGUAAACGCGACUUAGUGGACAAUUUCUUUAAGCUUGGUCUUUCGGUAUCGUACGACCGAGUUGUUAGUAUAUCUACUGAUAUCGGGAAUACUAUUUGUCGAAAAUUCCAAGACGAAAACUUAGUGUGUCCUGCUAAGCUGCGGAAAGGCAUUUUCACCACCUCUGCAGUAGAUAACAUUGACCACAACCCCAGUUCAAACACUGCUAAAGGGUCUUUUCAUGGAACCGGGAUAUCUUUAUUUCAGAACGUAUCGCGGGAAUAUCCUGGGAUAGAACAAGAACAAAUAUCUCUGGAGCACCGUAGUAAACUUGAUAAGAAGAAAGUCUGCGAACUGCCUGAUUGGUAUACAGAUGUUCCUCCUUGUAUUCUGAGAGAUGCGAAUGCACAUACAACAAACAAUGGUACGCUAAGAACUGACGAGGAUUAUCUAUCUAUUGCUCUUCAAGAUGAAAUUGAGUGGGUGCAGCAAGUAAAACGAGGCGUGGAGGAAGAGACGCUUCCAGAAGGUGAAAUGGUAUCAUGGUCUGGUUACCAUGCAAGUAAGCAGCAACAGCGAAAUUUGAAACCAGCAGUUUCAUCAUUACUGCCAUUAUUUCAAAAUGAAUCUAAAUCAGUUGCCAUGAUUCGCCACAGUAUGAAUAUUAUCAAGAAAACAACGGAACAUCUAAAUCCUGGCCAGGUUCCUGUGAUAGCUGUUGAUCAACCAUUGUUUGCCGUGGCAAAGCAAAUACAAUGGAACUGGCCGCAAACCCACGGUGAGCAAAACUUUGUCAUUCUACUUGGUGGUCUACACAUCGGGAUGGUAGCCUUGAAAAUGCUUGGUGAUUGGUUGGAAGACAGUGGCUGGACAAGUGCGCUGGUAGAGGCAGGGAUUGCGAACUCGGGAGUGGCAAAUUCAUUCGUCAAGGCCUCGAAUGUCAAGCGUGCAAGGCGUGCUCAUCAGCUAACAGCAAGUGCGUUGUAUGCAUUGCUCAACAAAGCAUAUGCCAAGAGAGAAAAAGAAAUGGCAUUGGAACAUACUCUAUCCUUCGACAAAUGGUGCGAAGAAAGGAUGUCAAGUUCACCGCACUUUCAGUUCUGGCAUAUUGCAUUACAACUGGAAUUACUUUACUUGGUAUUUGUGCGCUCAUUUCGAGAAUCAGAUUUCGAGUUGUAUCUAGAUGCAAUUCAGAAAUUAGCAGCUUGGCGUUUUGCUUUAGAUCACACAAAUUACGCCAGAUGGCUUCCAAUCCACUUGCAGGACAUGCUGUCCCUUGAAGAAAAGCAUCCAUAUGUGUAUCAUCAGUUCCUGAACAAUGGAUUCGUUGUUCAGAAGACGUCAAGAAGGUUCUCAUCAAUAGCUGUUGAUCAAGCCCACGAGCAAAACAAUUCAUUGGUUAAAGGAGAUGGGGGAGCUAUCGGGCUCACGGAGAACGCUGGUACACUUCGUCGGUGGAUGAUUUCAGGACCUGAAAUUGCGAGAAUGAUUACAGAGUUUGAAACAAGUCAGAUCUGCUGCAAUGCAUAGAAGCAGUCAUUCCUGCUGUCGCUGAUUCUCCAAACUCUAUAGAUGUUACUAUUAUAGACGGCGCCGCUGCAAUUAACAUGCUUAAACCCACGCCGGCAGUGAAAACCUUCCACGAUUAUGCUGAACAUGUGUUUAUUCCUUACAUCAAAGGACAGUUACAGCACGCAAAGAGAGUUGAUGUAGUAUGGGAUGAGUAUACACCAAAUAGCCUAAAAGAAACAACGAGGAAAAAACGUGGAAGAGGCAUCCGCAGAAGGGUCCAGUCAUCAACAAAGCUGCCAAGCAAAUGGCAUGAAUUUCUCCGAGUGAAUGAAAAUAAGACGGAACUAUUUGCAUUUUUGGCAAACCACAUCCUUUCCGCUGAUUUUGGAAGUAACAAGCAGGUUAUCAGUACCCUCGGUCAACAAGUUCUCUGCAAUCCGCCUCGUGAUAACACAAACAGCCUCGCUCCUUGUGACCACGAAGAAGCAGAUACAAGAAUGAUGGUUCACGUCGCAGACGCCGUUCAAAAAGGAUUAACAAAAAUACUUUUACGAACGGUAGAUACAGAUGUUGUCGUAAUUGCGAUCGCAGUCUCACACACAUUGAGUACUUCCGAGUUGUGGAUACCUUUUGGCGUGGGGAAAAACCUGAGAUUCCUACCUGUUCAUGAAAUUGCCUCGAGUUUGGGUCCCGAAAAAUCGAAAGCUCUGCCGAUGUUUCAUGCCGUUACAGGCUGUGAUACAGUUUCAUCUUUUUCUGCUAAAGGCAAGAAAACAGCAUGGAAAACGUGGCUCUCAUAUCACGAGGUUACAUCUGCUUUUCACCUCCUGUCUGACCGACCAGAAAGUGUAACGGAUGAGUGCAUGGACAUCCUCGAGCGAUUCACCGUCCUUCUUUACGACCGAACAUGUCCGAAAAUGAAAGUCAACGAAGCACGUAAGAUGUUGUUCGCACAGAAAGGAAGGUCUCUUGAGUUGAUCCCUCCUACCCGAGCAGCCUUGGUUCAACAUGUGAAAAGAGCCGUCUAUCAAGGAGGAUAUUGCUGGGGACAAGCUACGACUCCUAUGGCUCUUUUGCCUUCCCCCAGUGAGUGGGGCUGGUUGCAAACCGCAGACGGUUGGAAACCAUUUUGGAGCACUCUUUCUGAUGUGUCAAUGACGUGCAAUGCCCUUAUACGCUGUGGUUGCAAGAAAGGGUGUCGAGGAAAUUGCUCUUGUCGUAAAGCAGCUUUGCAAUGUACUGCACUGUGUGCAUGUGAUGGCGAGUGCAUAAAAGAAUGA